AUGAAAGCUACCAGUAGAGCUAAAGCUUUGAGUUGGGUUGGUCAGAUGUUACAGUUAGCAUAUGGUUCCUCUUUUGGAGAUGCAGCUGCUAAUGCAGAAUACAGACGUAUGGGUGCUGUGAUUUAUAAGAAGUGUGUUAUGGCAUUGAAGAGAGACUUCCCCGUGAUUUGGUGUAAUACCUGCCAGGAAGCAACUACUAUUGUUUCUGUGAAUCCAAACUUCCAAUACAGACGUGCUCAAAACAUUACUGAUGAUUUCAUUUAUUUCCGUCCUAUUGAUGCGGAAACUCGGGAAAGGGCCAGAAAACAAAAACAACAAACCACUUUGGCCUCCCACCAAUUCACCCCUGAAGGUAUCCAUCAGAGGGACUUGGGGAUUAUCAGUCCGGUGGCAGAUGUUACCAACCCCCCUAACAUCUCUAAAGAGUUAGAGAGCAUUGCCCUUGUAAGACCGAAAACUUCAGGGCUUCUUCACCUAGAGAAUAUGCCGAUUAUUUCACCAGGGUUCCUAGAAUCUCAACGCUUAGAUGUUACAGGAAUUGUCAGUCCAGAGGAAAGGGGGAAAGGCACCGCAAUACUUGUUGCUGGAGUGCCUGGAAAGGAGGAGCUAGAUGAUACAGAAAUUCCAACUUUGAAAUUCACUGGGUUUAUACACCUGGAGGUGUUAAUAAAUAAAUGUUCACCAUCCUCAGAAUACAGUCGCCCAGGAACCCCAAGAAAUCUGUGGAUGGAAUCUCCAGAAAAUGCAGAGUCCCCAGGAAGUGAUGAUCUGGAAGUAGCAAGAAACAUGUAUCCUUUUAGAGAGAGAUCCAUUUUUCGGCGUUCCUGGGCAGAGCUUAUAGACGCACCACUAAACAGUGAAGGGCUCCAUAUUCUCGAAACUACUCCUACCGAAGAAGAUAGAGAACUUGCUUAUCUCCAGCUAGCAUCAGAGCAAGAAAAUCAAGCAAACACCCCACUUAGGGAUCCCCAUUUCCAGGCUUUGCAAGGCCCUUUCCCAUUGCUGCCCCAGCGCCCUAAACUCCGGAGGCAGCGCAGUCGCAGCCUGCCACGAUACAGUGACAGCAGAAGCCAAAACCUAAAUGUAUCUGAAUUCAAAGGAAAAGCAGAGGAGACACAUUUCUUCUUCCCAGCUGAUCGCAAUUUACUAACAAGAGGAAACAUCAAGGAAAGAGAGAACAUGAAGGAUGCCUGGAAAAGAACAAUCCCAUCACAUUCUGGAGAAUAUUUUCCUAUCAAUAAGAGGUCUGAAAAGUCUGCACUUCGAGGAAAUACUGGAAUUCCUGAAGAUAAUUCUGUGCGGUCCAGGAGCAAUGUUAGAAUUCCCAAGAAUAAUGUCAGUACUAUCCCUGUGGUUAAUGUUGGAAUUCCCAUGGAUAGUCCUGGAGUUCUUAGAGGCAGUGGUGGAGUUCCCACUAGUAAUAGUGCUGGAACUUCCAGGUGCAUUGUACCUUCCCCACUUACUGAGCUCUCAAAGAUACGUGAACACCAGUUAUAA
Nannospalax galili (Upper Galilee mountains blind mole rat) is the source of this 1497-nucleotide messenger RNA. RefSeq lists its product as uncharacterized. The record is from RefSeq and is a predicted model, not a curated record. The transcript has 5 exons. Lineage: Eukaryota; Metazoa; Chordata; Mammalia; Rodentia; Spalacidae. The coding region runs from base 1 to 1497 and encodes 498 amino acids.